AUGGCGACGGACGGGGUGCAGGUGCUGGAGGCUGAGGCCGGGGCGGCGGGGCCGGGCUGUGAGGCCGGGGCGGCGGGGCCGGGCUGUGAGGCCGGGGCGGCGGGGCUGGGCUGUGGGGAGCCCGGGGCCGGGAGGGAGGCCAAGGCGCCCAGUGAAGCUGUGAGCGCGGAGGACAGCGGCCUGGACCACAAGUGUCUGUUCUGUAAGAUCGGCAACGAGAAGGAGGCGGUGGAGCUGCUGCACCUGGAUGACCAGUUUGCCUGUUUUAAGGACGUCCGACCAGGAGCACCCCAUCACUAUCUUGUGGUGCCAAGAAAUCACAUAGGAAACUGCAAAACCUUGAAGAAGGAGCAUGUAUCUACAGUUGAAAAGAUGGUGGAGGUUGGAAAAUCUGUACUGCAACAAAAAGGUUUCAGUGACUUGGCUGAUGUGAGGCUGGGGUUUCAUUGGCCCCCAUUCUGCUCAAUGGCACAUUUGCAUCUGCACGUCCUGGCUCCAGCCAGUCGCAUGGGAUUCCUAUCAAGAAUGGUUUAUAAAUCAAAUUCUUACUGGUUCAUAACGGUUGACCAGUUGAUUGAAAGAUUAAAGUCCCUCCCAGGAGACAGCAAAAGCUAAAUCCAUCCAGUUAAAUCCUUUUGGAUAAUUCCAGACAGUUACUUCAUGUUUUAAGACUAUUGUUGAUUGUUUAUCUGUUUGAGUUUAUUUAAUUGUACAAUGUUUCACAAAUGUCUCUGGCUUUUAUUGUAAUUGAAGAGUGGCCUUUUCUGUAUUUAAUACAAUAUGCACUGUUAUGCCCACAUAAUCCUCUUUCAACAUUUUUCUAAGCUCUGUUAAAUCUGGACUACCAAAAUGUAAUACCUUGACGUUGGACAAUGUCACUAAAUUUAGCCGGACCAGUGAUGGUUCAUUGAUAACUUUAAAAGUUAGAAAAAGUGAAGAAGUUCAAUGAGAAGAUCAUUUUGUAAGUCAUGUUUAAGUGAAAUACUCUUAUGAGAAAUAUACAAUUGCACCAACUUUAGUAUCAAACAGUUACAAAGAGGUUCUGUAAACUUUUAAUAUUAAUAAUAAUAAUAAUUUAAUAUUACUGCAUAUGAAAUAUUAAAAAUUUGGUUAUCUAGAACCAUUCACGAGACUGCUCAUGUAGUUUUAUCUGUUUUAGUUCCAUUAGUUCUCCAGGUAAUUCUGUAAGUCACACUUCUAACGUAUACUAUGGUUAACAGAUGUAACGGCUCCAAGAUGCUACACUAUGAAGGGCGAUAUAUAUUCAUUCUAACAUUAAAACUAGAUCCAUUAUUAUAGCAUAUUUGUGCCAUUUUGAACAAAAGUGAUGUCAAGUCCUAACUCAAGACUUUUGUAAAUGUAUUGUAUGAAAAUUAGAAUAAGCAUUGUGCCAUGCAUAAUACCUAUACCUCAACAAACAGAACUGAGUGUUUGGGACUAAAUAUCCCCUGUCAGCCUCAACUCUGUCCUCUUUCAUACAUAGACUCAGACAUUCUGUAUCCUGUGUUCUGUAGCUUGACCAUCCAUAUUGCCAAGCUCAAAUAUGCCCCUGACUUAUUACUACUGUUCCUAUUAUUCCCCAAGUAAUGGCAUCCUUUAGCUCAUCUCACAACCAAGUACCAUAACCAUGGUGAAGUUAAGCCAAUACCUAUUAAUUCACCAUUGGAGAGAUCACAUUAUUCUUUCUAUCCUGUACUGAUCCCUGAUUCACAUGCUAGCUAGCUUUUCUUUAAAACAUAAAAGGACAGAUUAAAAACAAAUGUUUCCGACUCAAGCUAUAAUUUGUUUUGAGAGAUAAUUUUAUUGCACCUUAAUUAUUUUGAGUGUUGUCCCAUAACCUGCUCUGCUUUUAUUGGCUGAGUGAUGUAUAUAGGAAUGACAUCUGGGUCAGCACUUUUACCUUACAUAAAACAGGAUUUUUUUAUGGGAGGGCGGAAGGGGGUGUGUGGCAUGGUUACAAAUCUCAAACUUGGGAUCUUUAAGAAUGAAUAUCUUGUACCAUUAUCUUUCCUGGUUUUCAUUGCACUCUUGACUGCAAGUUCAGAACAGUUGCUGUUUUAUCAGUGCCAGGUUAUGGAUUCAAGUUAUAAAAUAAAAAUCAUACCCCAUUGGUCCUUGCCAUAUACUCUUGCGAGAUAUGUUUAAAAUAAUUGAUUUGUUUUUGAUAAUAAAUUGAUAACAUUAA
This is a messenger RNA of Callorhinchus milii (elephant shark), 2185 nucleotides long. It is a transcript of the gene hint3, whose product is annotated as histidine triad nucleotide binding protein 3. The transcript is spliced from 5 exons. Gene Ontology annotation, molecular function: catalytic activity. The record is from RefSeq and is a predicted model, not a curated record. The coding region runs from base 1 to 615 and encodes 204 amino acids. Lineage: Eukaryota; Metazoa; Chordata; Chondrichthyes; Chimaeriformes; Callorhinchidae.